Messenger RNA from Pleuronectes platessa (European plaice), 1392 nucleotides. RefSeq names its product zinc finger protein 277. Bases 1 to 1032 code for a protein of 343 amino acids. The transcript is spliced from 10 exons. Lineage: Eukaryota; Metazoa; Chordata; Actinopteri; Pleuronectiformes; Pleuronectidae. The record is from RefSeq and is a predicted model, not a curated record.
AUGAUCUCAGCCACGAGCAGCAUGAAGAGCGUCAGAGAGCAACACGAGAAACAAGAGAACUACUUCCUGCUGUGUGACGUUCUUCCAGAAGACCGACUCCUCCGAGAGAGGCUCCAACAGAAACGACUGGAGGAGGUGCUGGAGCAGCAGCAGCAGGAGAGAGACGACGGCAGCUUCCAGCGUCUCUGCAUGUUCUGCAGCGACGAGUUCGCUGGAAACAGGUCAUCUCUGCUGAACCACAUGGCCCGAGAACAUUCCUUCAGCAUCGGACUCCCGGACAACAUCGUGUUCUGCAACGAGUUCCUGGACACGCUGCAGAACAAACUGGACAAUCUGCAGUGUUUGUACUGUGAGAAGACGUUCAGAGAUAAAACCACAUUGAAAGAUCACAUGAGGAAGAAAGCUCAUCGUCGCAUCAACGCCAGCAACAGCGAGUACGACCGCUUCUACAUCAUCAACUACCUGGAGCUGGGGAAGACGUGGGAGGAGGUGCAGAGCGAGGACGACCGCGAACUGGUCGACAACGAUGAUGACGAUGAUUGGUCGGACUGGCAGGCUCACCCCCCGUCGGCUGUGUGUCUGUUCUGUGAUGAUCAGUCGGAGACGAUGGAGCAGAUCUACACACACAUGAAGGACUCACACGACUUCGAUCUUCACAAGCUGAGGACAGAACUCAACCUCAGGUUCUACCAGCAGGUCAAACUGGUGAACUUCAUCCGGAGGCAGAUCCACCAGAGCCGCUGCUACGGCUGCGAGGGGAAGUUCCUCUCCAGAGCCGACGUGCUGCGCCACAUCGCGGCUGCAGGUCACGUGAUGAAGCUGCCAGACGUGUCCACCUGGGACCAGCCGCAGUAUUACUUCCCCACGUAUGAGAACGACGCCCUCUUGUGUUCGUUAUCUGACAGUGACGAGGCUGAAAGUGAGGAGACGAGUCACGGCGAGGACGUCCCGGUGAUCGCAGAGGACGUGUCCAACCUCAGAGCCCUGAGACAGACCAGCGUCCUCAACCAGCUGCUGAAGAAGAGAAGCUAGGACGAGGGACAGACAGCGGAGUGAAGACGUCUUCCUCUUUUCUUCUGGACUCUUCUUCACUCGCACUUUGUGAAAAGACAAACUGACCCGACGCAGCCGGAACGUGAACUUCAACACUUUACUUCACACAAAUGUUCAUUCAGUCAAUAAAGAGGAUGAUCGUCAUCAGAAGAACUUUAUUACUUUCAGUACAAAUAACACUGAGACCAGUGGAACCAGUAAGUUUGUCUGUUUACAAACGAGAAUUCAGAACCAAACUAAAAGAGAUGAAUAUGAUUCUGUGUAAUAAACCGUGAGGUUGAAACCUGGUCCAGGGUCAGUUUGUCUUCUACUGGUUCUUCACUGGUGCGAUGUUCUGCU